UGCGAUUUCAUUUAACACAACCAGCCCAUGUACACAUGUGGCCAUGUAACAUAAUCAGCAUCGUUUUCUGGCAACUGGGUUUCUCCUAGAAAUUUCAAAUUUCAAAAGCACUUCUGAAAAAAGCAAAUUUUUUGCAAGAUCAAAUUGAACCGAAGUGUCAAACCCUUGGCUCCACUGUUAGUCAAAGGGCAGCUACUAUUUUAGUGUUUUGCUGUUUGGAGCCGCAUCCUUGUCACUUUUGAGGUGCACAAAGCUUUGAGUUUCAGGAGGGAGAAUUGGUUGAAGUUCUAGAGAGAGAGAGAGAGAGAGAGAGAGAGAGAGAGUGAGAGAGAGAGAAGCAUUUGAGUUGAAAGUUGGGGUCUUUACAGCUGCAGGAAAUUUGGGUCAGUUGGUGAAAUCUUGCUCUAGGUUAUAUGAUGUUGUGAUGCUUGUUUGUAUGUGUGGGAACUGGGAAGGCAUAGCUUCUAGUACCCGAAACCAAGCUGUUUUCGGUGAUUUCAGGAUGUGCUUUAAGGGAUAAAAUCCAAACUCCAUGAUCGCAAGAUGUGUGACUCACCGUUUGUGCAAACUGCCUUGAGCCAAAGCGUUUCGUUUUGUAAAUAUUCGCAUUCUAGCAUCACUAGUAAUUCGGAAAUUCAGUCAUUUUCUGCAAAAGAACUUCAGAGUGAGAGCUCAUUUUCACAGGUGACCAAUCCCGAUGAAGGUAUUGGAAGAUUUGGGUCAUGCUCUAAAGGUAGUGAUACUUACCAUUACAGAUUCCAGCUUGAACAGGAUGUACAAAGGUUGCAACUGCAGCUGCGGCAAGAAGUAGAACUGCAUACUAUCCUGGAAAAUGCAAUUGAGAAAAAUGCUGUUAAAUUUUCCAGCCCUUCAUGCCUCCCUUACUAUGCUCAAGAGCUCCUGAGCAAUAUUUCUGCGCUGGAGGUUACAGUUUCAAAACUUGAACAAGAGUUGGUUGCUUUGCAAUUCCAACUUAGUCAAGAAAGAAAUGAACGAAGGCUUGCUGAAUAUCGUCUGAGGCAUCCAUCUCCUCAGUCCAUGUCUCCUCACUCCUCUGACAUUAUGAAACUAACGAUUUCAUCUUCUUUGAGGACUUCAGAGCACACCAAUCGUAAAUUACAUCAUUCCUCUGAAGAUGACUCAUAUCAGGAGCCAAAGGAUCAACAAUUAACUGAGAAUGCAGUGGACUCCAUUGCAAUUCACCAUGAUAUGAAAAUGUCUAGGAAGAUGGAUUCUGAAUCUUUUCAACCUGCUGAGUUCGGGAAGCUUCCUAAAGGGAUGCGCCCCAAGGGCCUCUGGGAUCAUCCAAACCAACUGUCAGAGGAGAUGGUUAGAUGUAUGAAAAAUAUAUUCAUAUCUUUGGCUGAUUCAGCUACACCAUCAAAAUCUUCAGCACAAGAGAGCCAAUGCUCGUCUAUGUCUCCCCGUGGACAUCUUUCCAAUUCCUCUUGGUGGUCAUCAUCUGAACGGUCGAUGAUUUCAUCAUGGGUGCAGAGCCCACAGGUUGAUAUACAGAGUAACUCUGAAGUAUUAGCUUCAGAGAAUGCCUGUGAUCCCUACAAAGUUCGAGGAAAACUGAGUUGGGCGGACAUUGGGAACUAUGGAUUAGCGACUGAAGUUUCUUGGAUGUCAGUUGGGAAGAAGCAAUUAGAAUAUGCUGCAGGGGCCUUGAGGAGGUUCAGAGUACUUGUCGAGCAAUUGGCAAAAGUAAACCCCAUCCAUCUGAGUUACAAUGAGAAGCUAGCUUUCUGGAUUAACUUGUACAAUGCACUGAUUAUGCAUGCUUACUUGGCUUAUGGAGUCCCUAGAAGUGACUUGAAGCUCUUCUCUUUGAUGCAAAAGGCAGCUUAUACUGUUGGUGGUCAUUCUUUCAGUGCAGCUGCUAUUGAGUAUGCAAUUCUGAAGAUGAAGCCACCACUCCAUAGACCACAAAUUGCUUUGCUUCUUGCCCUUCACAAGCUGAAGGUGUCAGAUGAGCAACGGAAGUCUGCAAUCGAUACCUAUGAACCACUUGCAACGUUUGCUUUGAGCUGUGGAAUGUACUCUUCACCAGCGGUAAGAAUGUACACUGCUAAAAAUGUGAGGGAAGAGCUUCAGGAAGCCCAGCGUGAUUUUGUUCGAGCUUCGGUUGGGGUUAGCAGCAGGGGGAGGUUGUUGGUGCCAAAAAUGGUGCACUGCUUUGCCAAGGGCAUUGUGGAUGAUUCAAAUUUAGCUGUGUGGAUAUCACAUUACCUUCAGCCCCACCAAGCUGCCUUUGUUGAACAAUGCAUAUCACAGAGGCGACAAAAACUUCUUGGUUCACGUAACUGUGGGAUUCUUCCAUUUGAUUCGCACUUCCGGUACCUCUUCCUGCCUGACAAAAUUCCUUUAUGAUCCCGUUAUACUGUACUGCUAGUUAAAUACCUGGGAUUAGCUUGACGCCCUAUAUGGUGUGAUGAUAUAAAAGAUCGGAUUAGUUGACAAUACGGUGGCAGUUAGGGUCUUUCAGCUCAGAGACCUCAUAUAUACCCUCAAUAGGGUGCUGUACAUUUUGUUCAUGGAUAAGUUAACAGGAGUUGAGAUACAACGUUUGUAGGUGACUGACGUCUGUAUUUGCUUGUAUUCUACGAUUGCAAAAAUAAGAGACGGUAUAAUGUUCAUUGCUUAAAUGUAAUACAUCCGGUUCCCACGUUACAUAUGAAUCAUAAGCCUUGAGAGGGAUUUUGGUUGUUCAA
Malus domestica (apple) is the source of this 2714-nucleotide messenger RNA. NCBI's taxonomy places the organism in Eukaryota, Viridiplantae, Streptophyta, Magnoliopsida, Rosales, Rosaceae. The record is from RefSeq and is a predicted model, not a curated record.